Colletotrichum gloeosporioides is the source of this 2694-nucleotide messenger RNA. RefSeq names its product Target of rapamycin complex 2 subunit bit61. Bases 1 to 2694 code for a protein of 897 amino acids. Lineage: Eukaryota; Fungi; Ascomycota; Sordariomycetes; Glomerellales; Glomerellaceae. The record is from RefSeq and is a predicted model, not a curated record. Gene Ontology annotation, cellular component: TORC2 complex. The transcript has a single exon. Gene Ontology annotation, biological process: TORC2 signaling.
AUGCAACCAGCACGACCCCCGCCCCGAGCGCCGGGCAGCUUCAGCCCUCUGCCGGGCUCGACAGCUUCCUCCUCCAGCGCACCGCCGCCGCAGCAACGUCCACGACCUCCCGCCCGCGCCGAUUCUUCGAGCAGCGAAGAGAACCUCGCUUUACACUUCGUCAAGCCCCGGAGCCACGCACCGAGCGCGCCCACCGCCCCCUCCUCCGCGACGCCGAUAUAUGCCCAAUUCACUUCCCAGGCCAACUCGAGCACCGCGAGCCUGCAGAACUUCUCGCGCCCGACCGCCCAGCGAUCCGGCACCACACCCGGAGGACCAGCAGGUCCCAUAGGAGGAGGAGGGGCAAGCGAAGGCAGAAACCAUGACCUGAGCGUCAACACCCACAUCGCAUCCGCCGCCGCCCGCACCGCGAGCCCCUUGACGAAAGGCCACUCGAGGAAACAUAGCCAGACGCCCGGCCUCUUCGACUCGACGCUCCCGUCCACGAGCACCUCGAAUCUCUCCCAGGUGGGCAUGUCACAGCCCGCCUCCGCCGCAUCGUCAUCUACACAUCAGCACCAGGUACAUCACCACCACCAGCAAUCGAGUCCGGCCCUCUCAGCCAGCCAGAUCGCGGCACAAGCUGCCGUACUGCAGCACCAGAGCAACCAACAGAACCAGCAACAACUACAACACGCUCGACAGCGGUCGCAGACCGUACCGAACCCCAACGGCAGCGACGCCGUCGACAACGUGAGGAGGGGAAGCGGCGCGAGGGGCCCACUCAGCCCGCCUAUGCUAAGCCUGACAGAGGCCAGCGCUCCACGAGAGAGUGGUUUUGGGAACCAAGGAUACCACAACGGCCUGCUGGGUACUUCGGCCGCGACGACAGCUGCGAACGCCGCCUUUCCACGGUCGGGGCAGACAUCACCGGGUCUAUCUCAGUCUCAGCAGCAGCAACAGCCUCAACAGCAGCAGCACAUCGCCCACCAACAAUCACAACACAGCCCAGUUCACUCUGUCCACCCUGUCCAUCCCCCGCCGCAACUCAUCCCCGAUCCGAAACCGGCGAAGCCAGAAAAGUCCAAGGUGAAGCUCUUCUCCCGCCCUGUCAAGAUCGGCACCAAGGGCGAUCCCAAGGACAAACCGCUCCCGAGCCCGAGCAAGAUCGGCAGCGCGCUCGCAUCAUUACAGCGCGGUAAUUUCAGCACCAGCAGUCUGAUCGAUACCAGCGGCCAGUCCAUCUAUAAUCUCAACAACUCGUCUUCGGCAACCAUCCGCGCCGUGCCCGAAACGCCCACCAUGGAAAAGCCAGAAGGGCGAGAAAAGGAAAAGAAGCAUCACUUUCUGUCGCGGCAGAAGCACAAGCUCAAGGACGAAUUCCACCUCCCGCUGUCGUCCGCAUCGAGCAACUCGAAACCCACAGACCCCAGUGCCCCGUCGAGUUUAUACAGUUUCAACUUACCCCCUAGUCCGGCCCCGACUGCAACGUCGUUUGGCAAGGGACGUCGGGACAAAAAGACUGAAAAGGAGAGCAGCGGCCUCGGCGUCGAAUCGAGUUCUCUUCCAUCAGAAUGGCCUGGGCCAAGCAGUCUGCCAAGCCUGACGCAUCAGUCGUCGUAUCUCUCCGAACCAAUUGAUGCAGGCAAGUACGGCCUCAACAGCAUGGCGCUCGAUGAUGCAUGGCCGUAUCUCAAGGCGAAGAUGCUCGUCAUCUUUGAAGGCGAAGAUUUGCGACAGCCCGUGGAAGACUUCAACAAAUUAGUGACACUGCACAUACAAUACUGCAUCCAGCGCAGAUCGCCGAAUAUUAUUCUAGAGGACCUGCGCGAACUUCUUGCGACCGGCUUUGCCUCAUUGGACCACACCCUCAGGCGCACUCAGGAAGACAAGGUCAUUCCGGCGCUGGUGGAGAUGUGGCUCAUCACCUACACGUCAAUUUUGCCAUACAUGCAGGCCGUCUUCCUUCCUUUGGAUCUCGAAUUCUCCGGCUGUGGCGUCCUCAUGAAUCCGGACCAGGCCCGCGACUUUUGGGGCGGCGUCAAGGCGGCUCCGAUGUCUACCGAUGCACCGCAUGUAAGACCGGCCUCGGCCGUCUUUGACGUUCGCCGCAUCGUUCUGACCGCGUACCGCGACAUUGUCAUCCUCCCCCGGUACGAAUCACUCAAGACAAUAUUCUCUCGCCUCUCACUCGAAUUCCUCCCGUCGUCAUUUGCCUCAAUGGCACUAGCUUCUCCCCUCCCGGAUCCUGCGCUCUCGUCCAGCCCCGCCGACACUAUGAGCAUGAUGCGCCCUGGGACCGCAAUGAGCCUUGACCCGUCUGUGGCAAGCUACAACUCCAACGCGACGACCCUGCUCGGCGAUGCAAGUUCCGGGGCUGGCGGGCGCAGUCGUGGUCUCAGCAAUGUCAGCUACGCCAGUGCUGGUAGCGAUGGGCAACUCCGGCCCUUUACCCGCGAGCAGAACGUCGAGGACUCGAAGCAGGUUACGGAGAUGGUGGGCCGCAUGCUGCAAUGCAUGAGCAUCCUCGCCAGCCUCGGGGAUGUCGCGGGAGACGGCAACGACGAGGGGAACAGGCGGAUGGAGGAGCUCUGCCGGCUGCUCAAGCUCAACUGGCUUGGCAGGGGGCGGACGGGUAGGAACCGCCGUGGUAUCGUCGGAGGCAGGCGGCGGGAUAUCCCCGAGUCUGUACGGGAAGGUUUGCGCGUGAUUUAG